Canis lupus familiaris (dog) is the source of this 3570-nucleotide messenger RNA. RefSeq names its product phospholipase A and acyltransferase 3-like. The record is from RefSeq and is a predicted model, not a curated record. Gene Ontology annotation, cellular component: cytoplasm. Gene Ontology annotation, biological process: N-acylphosphatidylethanolamine metabolic process. Gene Ontology annotation, molecular function: glycerophospholipid phospholipase A1 activity; A2-type glycerophospholipase activity. Lineage: Eukaryota; Metazoa; Chordata; Mammalia; Carnivora; Canidae. The coding region runs from base 438 to 770 and encodes 110 amino acids. The transcript has 3 exons.
GAAAUAAGUCAAAGAAGGUGACUCAUGUGAAUUCACUCGUGUGUGGAAUUGAAGAAACAAAACAAAUGAACACAGGUGGAAAAAAGAGACAACCGAGAAGCUGACUCUAGAGAACAAACUGGUGGAUACCAGAAGGGUGGUGGGAGGGUUUCCCACCUGAGUGAGGAGAGCCCCUCCCCGUUUCCUACAGGUGAUGGAGGGAAUCUGCAGGCUGGGCUUGGGCUCCUUAUAGGUCAGGCUCUAGUAUAUUCCAACUAAGAAUAUUCCCUGGCUCAUCUCUGUCUGUCUCUGGUUUUUCUGGUGCAGGCCAAUCCCAGACCAAGUCGUGGAGACCUGAUUGAGACUUUUCCCACUGGCUUUCAAUCCCUGGUCGUCUAUGUGAGAUAUGGCUAUGUGGUUCAUGUGGCUCCUUUGGGUGACACGGAAGGGGCAGCGUCAUGUCCACCCUGACCGAGAAGGCCGUGGUGAAGAAGGAGCUGUUGUACGAUGUGGUCGGGAGAGACAAGUACCAGAUUAAUAACAAACACGAUGACAAGUACUCGCCGCUGCCUCCCAGCAAAAUCGUCCAGCGGGCGGAGGAGCCGGUGGGGCAGGAGUUGCCCUAUUCGCUGCCCUGUGAGAACCGCGAGCACUUUGUGAACGAGCUGCGCUACGGGGUGGCCCGCAGUGACCGGAGUGGGAGGAGGCCUCUGGUGACAGAGGGACAUGCACAAGGAGAAGCCUUACCUUCCAGAAAUGAGGAUCCUCACCCAGAGCAGGCUGUUAACUGAGGGCGCUGCUCCUGGCUGGGGGCAGAGUGGGAAAGCUGUGUGGUGCCCAGCACUGACCCUGUGAUGGGCUCUCUCUCCUUUGGGCUGAGGAGGGUAGGCUUGCCUCUGUCCAGGAGGAAUGGCAGGGGGUGGUGAGGUGGGGAAUGUGGAGGUGCGGAGGGGUGGCUCCCAGUCAUUGUCUAGAAGCCUGUCCCAAGACUGUGAUAAGCCUCAACAGUCAAUCUGGAAGACCCCGACUUUUUGAGAGAGCUUGUCCCUCAGCUGUUCUUCUGGGAGGUGAGAAAUCAAGAGGGCAGGAGGGACCCAGGCGUGGUGAGCCACUUCUUUUAUUUGGUUUGUCCCUUACUCUGGUGCCUCUCUUUCCGAACUCCUUCCCCUGAAGAUGGCUCAUUAACUUGCCUUUCUUUCUCCUUCUCACUCCUGAUUCUGCCUCUGGAGACUCUGCUCUCUAUCUCUGAGAGUGGGGGCUUGUGAGACCCGGCAGCACUUGCAGCCUAGGGUGAGUGCAUCCAAAUGUCACCCCAGGAGACAAGCAGAGUCUCGUGGGGCUUCUUGCCACAUGAGGCCAGGUGCUCAAGCUGACUCCAGCUCCCCAGAAUACCUGCCUGAAAAAGCUCAGCGCUGCCAGGAGAAUCUACCGUCUAUUCCAGCCAACAUCUGACCAUAGGCCCCUGACCUCCCUUUCUUCCAGCAUUUCCUAAAAAGGGCUUACGAUUAGGAAUCCGUCCUCCGCCUGGGAGACACGUAUGUAUCUCUUACAACUGAGAUGUGUCUGUCUCGAGGACCUGGAAGCUAUUUCUUUGAAUAUAAUCAUCAGGAAGAACAGAGCCUCUGUCUCCCAGUCUCUGGAGGAGGGUAGGAUCCCACCUUCCGUACCUGCCAGGUAGGGGACUGCGCUGGCCUCAGGCCCGGACCCUGCCCCACCCUUGGCCAUGCUGGCGCCUCCCCUCUUGAGCACCUGCUCACCUCUCCCUCCUGCUUGCUGGGAAACGCCCAGUCGCCUCUGUGCCCAUCGGACUGGCUGAAUACCAUCUGUCCUCACUGCUUUUACUACCAUGUGGCUUGGACCCUUGGGAAAGUUUCUGCGUGUGUCUGAAUGAAGCAGUUCUCCUUCCCCAAUCAUCACAAGGUUCAAAUUCAUAGAUAAGUCACAGAAAUCUGCUCUUUGGUGGCUGUUUUGACCAUUUGCUCCCCUGGCUGUGAAGGGCUGAGUGUGUUCACUAGCACUACGGGUCGGGCGGUCCCGGGCCCCGUCACUUGCCAGCCCUGUGAACUACUUCUGCUGCCCACCCUGUCAUCUCCACAAAAUGGGAAGGGACCAGGAAUAGAAACAGGGUUGCGGGCAGAUUAAGAAAGCUAGAGUGCCUGCAAAGUCCCUCGACCCCUGGAAAGCAGCCAGUCCCCCACUUCGCUGUCCCCUUCCGCCUCUAGUCUCCUCUGCCCUGCUUUCCAGGUCACAGAGGCGGGGGCAGGGCCGGGCCCCCAGGCUCACAGCAGUUGUUCCCUGUCCACCCAUCCUCAGGCAUCAUCCUCUCGGCUCCACCUCAUCAUCCGGUGUUUCCAGAGGAUCUGCCUCCUUUCCCAGAGCCCUUUUCCCCUCAGUGCACAAGUGAGAUAAGCUUAUUUCAUAAAAGCAGAGCCUCAGUGCUACUCAGUGUCAAGACAGUUGUUCAGCAGGUGAACCGUGAACACCUGCUAUGUGCUUGCAGGUAGGCUGCGCACCUGGGGCAGCGAAGGCAAGCCAGGAGAGCUCCGGCCCUCAAGCCCUGGAGAGUGGCAGCGUCACAGGGCCACCAUCCCCAGCUUCACAGUUGCUUCAAGGCUUGGGGCUGGCCAGUCCUGACCUAGAACACUCACCCCUGGCCCUCUGGCCUUUCCGCAGCCACCGCUGGGGCUUUCCCAUGCUGUCCAUACCACAGGACCAUGAGCUCUACUCCCUGGAGUGUCCACACCUAUAGCUCCUUCCUCCUCUCAUCAUUUCCUCACCAGGCACCUCCCGCCCUCUUGGAUCCCCCUUCCCUGCUCCUAUUUGUUCUGCCUGCGGUUCCAUUGAGAGGACCAAUGCCAGAUGCGUCUUUCCGGAGCUGAGGGUUCUUUUUUUUUUUUUUUUUUUUCAGAUUUUAUUUAUUUAUUUGACAGAGAGAGAGAGAAAGAGAGAGCAGAAGCAGGGGGAGUGGCAGGCAGAGGGUGAGGGAGAAGCAGACUUCCUGCUGAGCAGGGAGCCAGACAUAGGGCUCCAUCCCAGGUCCCAAAGACCAUAACCCAAGCUGAAGGCAGAUACCAACUGAGCCACCCAGGCACCCCCUGAGCUGAGGGUUCCUGGUGUGUGUUUCUGUGGUCAGACCCCUUUCUCUUCUGCUGCAGAUUGCUGAGGCGGCCCUCGCAGACAAGUGAUGACAGUAGCUCUCCUGGCUGCUGUGUUGUUCGUCCGGCCUCAGCUGGCCAGAAGCCAGUGGAAGAAGCAUUAAGUUCAACGAACUGUCCUGAUGGCAACAAGUUAGUGCGGAGAAAUGUUGCUUGGCCAGCAGGCGUGGAAUUUGGUUGAUUGUUUUCAUUCUGUUUUGUGAUCAUUGAGGCUAAUUUCAACCAAGCUAAAUACAAGCACAGGAAAAUUUUAUUUGGGAAUAAAUGUAAAUUCAUUUAGUUGGAGAAAUAAAAACCUCACGCGAAUUCAUUAAAUCUUGGGCAGCCCGGGUGGCUCAGCGGUUUAGCGCCGCCUUCUGCCCAGAGCGUGAUCCUGGAGACCCAGGAUCGAGUCCCACGUUGGGCUCCCUGCGUGGAGCCUGCUUCUCCCUCUGCC